Brassica rapa (field mustard) is the source of this 2198-nucleotide messenger RNA. RefSeq lists its product as uncharacterized. Lineage: Eukaryota; Viridiplantae; Streptophyta; Magnoliopsida; Brassicales; Brassicaceae. Gene Ontology annotation, cellular component: endoplasmic reticulum. Gene Ontology annotation, biological process: GPI anchor biosynthetic process. The record is from RefSeq and is a predicted model, not a curated record. Gene Ontology annotation, molecular function: catalytic activity.
GAUCAGCUUAGUAAGGAAUCUAUAUAAGUUCAUGUUUCAAUGGUCUCAUCAUGUUUAAGAUAAUUCAUUCUCAUCGCUCUCCUUCUCCUUCUCCCUUGCUUCUUACAAGUUUUGAAUUGUAAUAUGCUUUCUGGUUGUGUAAUAGGAGUAUCAUUAUUACGAGUAGCUCCAGAACAACAAAGUAAAAAACUUAUAGUAUCUACGAAAAAUAUCAAUCUUGAUUAAGGUAUUACGUGGAAAAAUCAUUCAGUAAAUGCAAAACUAAUUGGAAAAUGUGUUGGUCCCAGGGUUGGUAACUUGUUUGAAAAGGUCAACUAAUAUCUUUGUUUGAACACAAUUUUUAAUCACAAAAUCUGAUGAUACGUAUAAACAUAUACAUUAAUACACAGUUUAAAGUAAACCCACAGUUCCAUGAAAGUCACCUGGUUGUAUAAAAUAUAAUAUAUUUUUGGCAGUUUUCUGUUUAACCUACUUGAGAGAAUUUUGUGGAGAAACUGGUGAGGUUUUGGUUUCUUGCUGCUCUUUUCUUGUAGCAGGUUUUGACAUUUUUAGAUGUCAGACGCUCAACAGAAUUGAGUGAAUUAUCUAUUCCCCACCAAACCUGUAGCAGUUGAGCUCAUCCCUUCUCUUCAUAAACACUUAACAAUCUUUUAUUUUUUUGUCAAAAACACUUUACAAUCUCAUCUCUGCAUUGAUCAUAUAUUAUAUAGUCUUUUUGUGUCUUUUGUUAAAGAAAUUUCUAAAAAGGUUUAAGAGAUUACAUGUUGUGUGUGUUUAGAAGAAAGCUUAGUUUCCUUUUCUCAAGACUUAGAUGGGUCAUCAAGAAACGGGCGAGGGCUAGAGUUAUUGUCAGGAGGUUAAGGAGAGCUCGAAGAACAGAGAACCUUGAGACAAAAGUUUCUUCUAUCCAUCUGAGCUCAAACACCAGAAGACAUAUUCGUGUUGCAACGUUCAACGUGGCAAUGUUCUCACUUGCACCCGUCGUGCAAAACAUAGAGGAAACAACUUUGCUUGAUCAUAUAGAUGACAACAACAUUAGAACUCCCAUCUCUCCAAAAGGGAUUCUGAAGCAGUCUCCGUUACAUUCUUCUGCAAUCAAGAAACCAAGGGUUUGUAUUAACCUCCCAGACAACGAGAUAUCUUUAGCACAGAGCUUCAGCUUUCUGAGCAUGGUGGAUGGAGAGGAAGAUGAUAACGAGGGGAAGGAAAACAGAGGAAGUAACUCGAUGAGAUCACCUGUUUGUCUUCCUUCUUGUUGGUGGGAUCAAGAAAGCUUUAACGGAUACAACAGCAGAAGAAGCAUAGCUGAGUUACUAGGAGAGUUGGAUGCAGACAUAUUGGCUUUGCAAGAUGUAAAAGCAGAGGAAGAGAAGCUUAUGGAGCCGUUGUCGGAUUUGGCUUCUGCUUUAGGUAUGAAGUAUGUGUUUGCAGAAAGCUGGGCGCCUGAGUAUGGCAAUGCCAUACUGUCAAAAUGGCCCAUCAAGAAAUGGAGAGUUCAAAGAAUAGCUGAUGCAGAUGAUUUCAGGAAUGUGUUGAAGGUGACUAUAGAGGUCCCAUGGGCUGGAGAAGUAAACGUGUAUUGUACUCAACUUGACCAUCUAGAUGAGAACUGGAGGAUGAAGCAGAUCGAUGCUAUUACUCGAGGAGACGAAUCUCCACACAUCUUGUUGGGAGGCUUGAAUUCUCUUGAUGGCUCUGAUUAUUCAACAGAAAGAUGGAACCACAUUGUAAAGUAUUAUGAGGAUACUGGGAAGCCAACGCCUAGAGUUGAUGUGAUAAGAUAUCUCAAGGGAAAAGGAUACUCAGAUUCAAAAGAAUCAGCAGGAGAAUGUGAGCCUGUAGUCAUUAUUGCCAAAGGCCAAAAUGUACAAGGAACAUGCAAGUACGGGACACGAGUCGACUACAUUCUGGCAUCUCCAGAGUCACCUUACGAAUUUGUUCCAGGCUCGUAUUCAGUAGUUUCUUCCAAAGGUACUUCUGAUCACCAUAUAGUCAAAGUCGACUUAGUUAUAACCAAAGACCGGUCUAGUGGUAGCUUCAAGCAUUCUCGCAAGAAAGCAAAGCAGAAGAUCAUCCGGAUGAAAGCUAAUUUGAUGUCGUAAGAUACAUGUAAAUAAGGAAGUUUUAUGUUUUCUAAAGUCUGGCUAAUGAACUUAUAUACAUACACACUAAUUAAGGAACUCUUGCUUAUAUUUUAA